Fopius arisanus is the source of this 2497-nucleotide messenger RNA. It is a transcript of the gene Mvl, whose product is annotated as Malvolio. Gene Ontology annotation, molecular function: manganese ion transmembrane transporter activity; iron ion transmembrane transporter activity; cadmium ion transmembrane transporter activity. The transcript has 8 exons. NCBI's taxonomy places the organism in Eukaryota, Metazoa, Arthropoda, Insecta, Hymenoptera, Braconidae. Gene Ontology annotation, cellular component: apical plasma membrane. Gene Ontology annotation, biological process: manganese ion homeostasis; response to manganese ion; metal ion transport. The record is from RefSeq and is a predicted model, not a curated record. Bases 400 to 2178 code for a protein of 592 amino acids.
GGUGUGUCACUGGGUCUCAGUUGUGUCUCUAACAGUCGUCGAGAAUAUUUGUAUUUUCAUUUUUUUCAUCGCAAUUGCAAUUUAUUACUACAACAGCAGUCUGUGCAAUCGCCACUGCUCACAUGCUACCAAACGAUAAAAAUCAUUAUCUCUCAACAAUUUCGUAAUCCAAUUACUCAAGAAAUUGAAUCGAUUGCCUCAUUUCGGUGCAGUGUGAUAAUAUCAAAAAAUGGAUUAAUUAUUGAAAUAAAUUGCAGUGAUCCUUUGUUUACAUUUUCUUUCAUUGUGGGAAUGCCUUUGUUACUUGGUGGAUGAUAUUGUUGGCGAGGUGAAUAAUUUCCUGACAGAUCAAGUGGAAUUUGUCGAGGGAUUAACCUAAAAGAGAGUAGAUUAAUUGGAAUGGAGAAUAAUUCAACUGAAAAUUUGGAUGUCUCUGGAGGUGGAGAUGAAGGAUCUGUCAAUAAAGCACCGACCAACGGUAGUCCCCAGAAAUUGAAUGAAAAUUCCUCUCUUAAUCCGUUGACCAAUCAAACGUACUUUGCAGAUGAGAAGAUACAAAUUCCGGAGAUUGAGACUGGUAGUUUCAGCUUCAAAAAAUUAUGGGCCUUCACAGGGCCGGGCUUCCUGAUGUCUAUAGCCUAUCUCGACCCUGGGAAUAUCGAAUCCGACCUCCAAUCCGGAGUUUCCGCCAAAUACAAACUACUGUGGGUUUUACUGGGUGCAACCGUUCUCGGUUUAGUGAUGCAGAGACUGAGUGCUCGUCUGGGUGUUGUAACAGGUCUUCACCUAGCUGAAAUGUGCCACAGACAGUACAAAACAGUCCCCAGGAUAUUCCUGUGGCUCAUGAUCGAAAUUGCAAUUAUUGGCAGUGACAUGCAAGAGGUCAUCGGCACUGCCAUUGCACUCAAUUUGUUAUCAGGGGGCUGGAUUCCACUCUGGGCAGGUGUUUUAAUCACUAUCAUUGACACUUUUACGUUUUUAUUCCUCGAUAAAUAUGGAUUGAGGAAACUCGAGUUGUUCUUCGGAUUUUUAAUUACUAUUAUGGCUGUAACGUUUGGUUAUGAGUACGUUGUUUCGGCUCCACCACAAUUGGAAGUCAUGAAGGGAAUGUUCACUCCAUUAUGUAACGAGUGUGACAGCGAUGCUCUACUCAAGGCUGUGGCGAUCGUAGGGGCUGUAAUAAUGCCUCAUAAUUUGUACCUCCACAGUGCACUUGUCAAGUCUAGAGAUAUCGACAGGAGACAACCCAAGAAAGUAAAGGAAGCCAACAUGUAUUUUUUUGUUGAGGCGAUAAUUGCUCUUCUCGUAUCGUUCGUCAUCAACGUAUUCGUGGUUGCUGUUUUUGCUCAUGGACUUUUCCAGAAAAAGAACAGCGAUGUUUACAAAGUGUGUGAAGCAGCUGGAGAUACCCUGGGAAUGGACACCUUUAAAAAUCUUUCCACGCCGAUAGACGCAGAUUUAUACAAAGGAGGAAUUUUCCUAGGGUGUCAGUUUGGAAUAGCUGCAAUGUAUAUAUGGGCGAUUGGCAUUUUGGCUGCUGGUCAGUCAUCCACAAUGACAGGAACGUACACUGGGCAAUUCGCCAUGGAGGGCUUUCUGAAUCUCCAGUGGGCUCGUUGGAAGAGAGUCUUCUUCACUCGGACUAUUGCAAUCGUGCCAACAUUUUUCGUCGCUUCGUACGCUAGCCUCAGCGAUCUUGGGGGCAUGAAUGAGGUCCUCAAUGCUGUCAUGACCCUUCAACUUCCCUUUGCUACUCUUCCAACUCUAGCCUUCACCAGUAGUGAACAAAUCAUGGGACAAUUCAAAAAUGGAAUAUUCAAUAAAGUUAUUGCCACGUUACUGUCAGCUGCAGUAAUUGCAAUUAAUAUAUUCUUCGUAACUCAACAAGUGAAGGAGAAACUUCCUAAUCCAAAUUGGGAAGUCAUUCUUGGAAUAGUGAUCUACGCUAUUAUUUAUCUCGGUUUCUGCCUCUACUUUGUUAUACACAUGGCUGUGGCAAUGGGAGCUGAAUGCCUCACGAGAAAUAGAUUGAUCGCUAAAUACGUCGGGGGUCCAGCAGAAAUGAGUUUUGCUCUGACCAAUCCAGCAGUCUACGCCAGCAUGGCCUUGCGACGAAUGCCAGAUAUAAAUUUAGCUGAUGAAGGGUCAACCCGGCGUUUUCAAUCCAGGAAAAUCUGAAUGGAAGCUACAACACUCUCCGACUAGAAUAAUUCUUUUUAUUAAUAAAGGAGAUUAGUAAUGAAGGGAUAAAGUCAAAUGAAACAGUUUUUAUUCAUGAAUUAUUGAGGAAUAUCCGAGGACUGACGCGAAAUUCGGAAUUUUUCGUAGGAGAAAUCUUGUGAGAAAUUUCACGAGGUAGAAGAAAUUUCCUACAAAAAUUUCACCAUUUCCCUUGGAUUCCGAAAUAUUCACCAAAAAUAAAUGUUCUCCUCCAUUACUAACCUCCCCUCGACACAAAUUAUUUUUUAAUUCAAAUAAAGCAUAAUAUGUUCUGUUA